Molecule: messenger RNA, 579 nt
Organism: Salvia miltiorrhiza (redroot sage)
Lineage: Eukaryota; Viridiplantae; Streptophyta; Magnoliopsida; Lamiales; Lamiaceae
Product: E3 ubiquitin-protein ligase MPSR1-like
Exons: 1
Coding region: 1-579 (192 amino acids)
Biological process (GO): protein ubiquitination
Cellular component (GO): cytoplasm
Molecular function (GO): zinc ion binding; ubiquitin protein ligase activity
Source: RefSeq, a predicted model, not a curated record
AUGGCGUCCGAAGCUGCUUCCCCCGAUCAAUUGGGCGAAAUCCCAAGCAAUUCAAGCGGCGGAGGCAUCCCGUUCUUCCUCCCUUUCCUCUUCGCCGCCGCCGCCGCGGCGCCAGACGCUCACGAUCAGCCGUGGCUCGUCUUCAUCGACGCGCUCAUCCCGGCCGUGGUCGUCGCGGAAGGCGGCGGCGGAUCGAACGCCUCGUUCGACGAUCUGCUGCCUCCCAAAGCCGGGCGGCGGGCGGCGUCGAAGGCGUCGAUCGACGCCAUGCCGACCGUGGAGGUCGCGAGCGGCGAGGAUUCCGGAUCUAGCGAGCAAUGCGCGGUGUGUUUGGAGGGAUGGGAGGGCGGCGAGACGGCGAGGGAGAUGCCGUGCAAGCAUAGAUUUCACGGCGGGUGCAUAGAGAGAUGGCUGAGUAUCAGCGGCUCUUGCCCUGUUUGCAGAUAUCAGAUGCCGGAGGAGGAGGAGGAGGAGAAAAAUCGGGAUGAGAGAGGGAGGAGGAGAGGGGUUUGGGUGAGCUUUAGUUUCGGCGGUGAUCGGAGCUCCGUUGACGGUGAAAAUCGCGAGAGUAAUGAAUGA